UGAGAUUUGGCAGCUGAUGACUGCUGCGCGAUUAGUAAACAAACGAUCGUUCGCUUCAAGGCAUCUCAAUGCCAGAUACCCGCAGUGACAGCAGCAGCAUCUCGAGGGCGACCGAUGAGGACGCAGACUGGGAGGACCUAGCGGGAGACCACCACCCGGCAGCCAUGUUGGACGAGGUGUCCUCCACCGUGAACCAGCUGGUCCAGCAGGCCAGGAGUCAUCUGAAGGACACGAAGGUGUACCGGGCCUUCUUCAAGGACAGCCCGAUACUGUCCACCAGCCUCGCCAUCGGGGUUGGCGUGCUCAGCCUGCCGGCACUGACCUUUGCCAGCUUCAUCAUUGUCCUCUGCCUCCUCACCUUCCUGGGCUUCCUCUUCGUCGAGGGGACGCUAAUCACCUUCGGAGUGAUCGUCACGGCCGGCAUCCUGGUGUUUGUCGGGACGUUUCUGGUGAGCUUAGGUUGCUGCCUCUACGCCACCUUCUACGUCCUCCAAAAGCUCGGGCUGAUCCGCGACCCUGAAGCCGAAGCCGAUGCGUCCAAGAGACGCGAGUAGAAGCCAAAGCCGAUGCUUGGAAGAAACGCGAGUGGCGGUCCCUUUUCUUUUCUCAGAAAGAGCCGACACCUCGCGUUGUCUUCACUGGUGUUGUGAAAGCCACUGUGUUAGUGUGAUGGAAUUACAUUUGGGUUACCUGGGUCCAAGUAUAGUAACUAAGUUGGGACAAAACUGCUCGAUGGGUAACUAUAUCACUGUAGAAGGUAUUGAAAUGCACCUCGGCAAUGCAAAGACCCAUUUUUGUCUUUUUUUUUUUUUUUUUGUUGCCUUCAGCAAAUCUUGCACACAGUAUUAAAUAAGUGUGGCAUCUAAGUGGGAUACUGAUCAUCUGAACCAAUCGAGUUUUUCUGGAGAUUUCAGCAUAUGUAAUGUUUUUGAUGAUUUACCCAAUUACUUGCCUUUCUGCAUUCACCAGUGCUGAUUGAUAUUUCAUACCCACUGUCGUAAGCAUGCUGUUAGGUAAAGUGCCACGGUUCAAUGGCUAGAAUGUGUAUGUUAAAAAACCGCUGAAAAGAAGAAAAGCAUUUUUUUUAAUAGUCUGUUUGGGACAUGCGUGUCAAAAAAUUAAUUUUACGCGAAAAAAAAAACAAUUUAGAGCAAUAUUGUUAGUGCGAGACGCGAUUUAGUCGGUAGUCACCUCGUUUCCACUUGUUUUCCUUCUCGGCAUUUCGGACGCAUGGAGGAGAGGUGGAUCGGCUUCGUUUUCACGUUGAGGUGGAAAGAGCGGAAGACCGACAUGAUCAUUCCGGAAUGACCCGCAGGGGCAGAUACAGAACUCCGUUUUGAGGGGGGGGGGGGGGGGGGGGGGGGGCGGGGGCGGGGGCGGGGGCGGGGGCGGGGGCGGGGGCAAAAAUUUGUAAGGAUACUAUUCUCCCAUUCUUUCUUGUGCACCGGUGGGUCCACCCAUGUCGAAUUGCCCUUUGAGAAGGGGGGGAGGGGGGGAGGUCGACUUCGUAUGGGGGGGGGGGGGGGGCGGCAGCCCCCGUCGCUCCCCCCCCCCCCCCCUUGGAUCCACCCCCGAUGAUCCGUGAUGUCAUGGACUUUGCGCACAGAACUUCAAAUAAACCUCUCGCUGUCAAUAUUGCUCUAAAAAAAUUUUUUUUUUUGCAUAUUUAUUUAUUUUUUGACGUGAGUGUCCCAACCAGACUGUUGAAAAAAAGCAUUUUUUUUUCUUUUCAAAAACUCUUUAAGGGAAGCUUUAAAAAAAUAAAAGCUUUCAUUAACUUUAUAUAGGCCAAUCGCUUGAGACAGUUUAAAUGUUUAAUCGUAGUGGAAAUAUUAAGUUGCCACAGUACCUGGCCAAGUUACUUUGCAUCCCAAGCAAUUACUAGCAACCAAUAUGCAUGUGCUACUUUACAGCUCUGCUCGUAACACUUUUUCUAUGUCUGUGUACCCAACUGUAGCGUUUUGUGAUGGUCGUUGGUUUGGGCGCAAGGCCCUCGAGCAUUCCAACGCGCGGAUACGGGCCUCAACGUUACCAAAGGUGAGGGUUACAGGCGGGAGGUCGAAACCUUGGAGUUUCCAAGGCUACGAGUCGCAGCGUCAUUUUCUACAGCACAGACGCGAGAUAAAUCGAAGCCCGUAGUCCACUGAAAACAACAGUGGUGUCUACACCGCUGACCAAAGCCCCUCCAUACAGGAAAGUAGCAACAAUCCGUCGUUUCCUAUGGUCUGUGACAAGUGGCGAAUCCGGUAGAUGUACGUCGCCUCUAGCAUGAGCUUUCUGCGUUUGACAGCUUUUCGUUGCACGUGCAGCCACAACCUGGCAGAAAGCAAAAGUUGGUGGAGCAUUCAGUGGGUUUUAACCUGUCGCCGGCUAUAAAAGUGUUCUAAUGGCACUCGCACUGAAAAAAAUAAAGGGUAGAUGGUACAAAAAAAAAAAAAGUUUAAACCAAGCUGUUGCUACCCCCUUUCUCUAUGGUUCACAUUUUUCAUUCUUCUUUAUUACGCGAAGCGUGCAUCAAUGAGCCAACGGCGAAAUUCAGAGUUGUCGCUACUCUUUCGUUUAGAGGGAGCUUUGCUGCCAGCCUAAGUCACGGCACCGCCCAUGUGUCGGUCUGGCAUUGUGUCGAGCGGAGCAAAGUGUGAUCGGUAGUGUGUCUUCAGAAGUUGUAAUAAUGGCUUGCAGGUCAAGCUGUGGUCUUUUCUCUUGUUUUACAAUAUUUGUGCUUUAUACAGCAUGUUUUCUUUUUCAGUGUUUGACUACGCUGCCUCUGUACUGUUUUACUGGAUCACUAUAAGUGAUCGGCACUUGUACCUGCAUUAUUUUGUUCUCUGUUUCAAAUAAAGAGUACCGAAUGGCCUCUCUUAAUGA
Messenger RNA from Ixodes scapularis (black-legged tick), 2868 nucleotides. RefSeq lists its product as uncharacterized. The transcript has 3 exons. The record is from RefSeq and is a predicted model, not a curated record. Lineage: Eukaryota; Metazoa; Arthropoda; Arachnida; Ixodida; Ixodidae. Bases 69 to 554 code for a protein of 161 amino acids.